CAAUGGAUACUUUCUCAGUUGACUGACAAAGCAAAACAGGAGCAACACAUUCGGACCAGCGGAGAAGGUAAUGUGACAAUACUUGUUUAAGUUGGGAUUUAAGAGAAAGUGAAUCAGAACUGAUUUGCCAUUUUCAACACUACUCAAGAACCAAAAGACAGAUGGAGAUGAGUGCAAUCCCUCCAAAUACCCCAAAACGCAGUGCAGAAGAGGAAGAAGAUGCACUGGCACCUCAGGUACUGGAGAUUCUCAGUGGGAUCAGCAUUGAAGCCUUUAAGACUCUGAAGGAACCUGAAGAUAGAGAUGUGUGGACCCUGGAAGAGGGAGAUGACUCCGUGUUUUACAGUAAUGAGGAGCAAGCUCAGCUGAACAUCGUUACUGCAUCAACCGGCAUCAAGUGCCGACAUCUUGCAAACACUGUGGCAGAUGAACCUAGCCAGCAGAAAGAGGUAAAGGCAGGGGAAGAACAUGAAGCCAAUAUUGCCAAAGAAAAUUUAAACAUGGGAAUGGAAAUGACCCAUCAGAUCACUUGGACCCAAGAAGAACCCCAAAAGUUUCAUACAGCCAAAGCUAAACUAAUGUUUGCAUUAGACUCUGGGGAACAAGGUGCUGAUUCUGAACAGACUCCAGGAGAGUUUAUGAGAAUGUGUAAGGAGUUUUUGCAGCCACACUGGACAACUGUAGAAAUGCAAGCUCACCCUGAACAAAAUGCAUCAGCGGAAGAAGCAAAUCGGCAAAUCAAAGAGGAAGAAGUGGAACUAGAAACUCACACACCAGCCCUAAGCUUUGAUGUACCUAAUGAGGGUGGUUAUGCAAGGCUGAACAGGGAGGCAAACUACCCAGACCAGCUGUUUGGUCCCAGUUGGCUUCAAGUGGAUCAGAAAGCUGAGCUGGGUCCAAACUUUAAUGUCCAUGCUGGUCUUUAUCAAAACCCCCACCCGGGUUACUCCAGCCUGCCUUUGGUAAAGAAAUCUGGCUGCAGUGAGAGCCACCAGCAUUCAUUUAACCAUCUCACAUCUACCAAGUACAGCACCGUGUCCUAUCGCAGGAUCCGCAGAGGCAACACCCGUCAGAAGAUAGAUGAGUUUGAGUACAUGACAAUUAAUCACUAAGAAUCUGGUUUCAAUGUCCAUCUAAUGAAACCAUAACAAAACAAAUGCAACAUGUGUGCUUUACAGUUUACACAGAAAUAGCCAAUGUAGCAACCCAUUAUGUGCAAACCUUACAUGCAUACAUAACAGUCACGGUUAAGGUACUUGGCUCAAUAGAGCGAAAACAUCUCAUAUUUGUAAAGAAAACAGUUGAUUUAUGUUGUUACUAUUGGCUAUUAAGAUUUUUGGUAUGAGAAAUCCGGCGUUAAAAGUUUUAAAUUCCUCAGAAGUAACCUCAGUAAAUAACUAUUAAAAAGAAAUUCAAAUGGCAGAUGGAGGGAAAUAACAAAAUAUAUACUGUUGCACAUUCAUCAACUUGUUAUUAUUUUCACCUACUUUCACCAAAAAUGCAUUUUCAUUCAUGUCUUUUUCUUGAAAUGUUUGUGAUCAUGUAAUAAACUCAUGAAAUCAGA
Messenger RNA from Neolamprologus brichardi, 1564 nucleotides. The record is from RefSeq and is a predicted model, not a curated record. Lineage: Eukaryota; Metazoa; Chordata; Actinopteri; Cichliformes; Cichlidae.